GUCAGGAGGUCAAGGUAGCUGUAGGGCGGGUGCUGCUGGGUUUUAAGCUGAACGUGGGCGCGGAUGUAGCCAACCCGCUCCGACCGCCGGCGCCAGACCGCGGCUUUCCCACCGUCAGGGGAAUUUUGGUGGUUAAGGUGCCGUAUGACUUGGCAAACAUCGACCGCGAAGCAACGGGUCUACAGCUGGCUUCGUUGGGUGUCGUCCUCACUGCGGUCUUCCUGCUCAUGGCCAUCAUGUCCAGUCCGCUCUCCCUUCUGCUGGACUCCCUCGCCAACUCUGUUAGGGAGACGCAAACGGUAGACGAGGCCCUCCGUCAGGUGUCCUGGGCGAAGCUUCUGAAAAGUCUGGACCUCGAGGAAGGGUGGGCGGCCCUCCACACGCCUGCAAACUGCCGGGAGAAGGUAGUGUGCGAAGUCCACAGGUUACUCCGAAGGGCGUCUCCACACUCACUCCGCUUAAUUAAGACGUUCGUGCCUCACCUGAGCGGGGCGACGAAGUACAGGAAAGCCGCCACCGCAGGACUCGGAGGUCGCAACUGUCACGCCCUCUACCCCUCCUGCAGCGCCUCCGGCAUGCAGUUCCUCGCCAACCUCCCCGCCGCCGUGUCAGCUGAUUCUCGAAGGGGUGAACGGGGCUGAUUUUUGAGUUUCUCUCUUUCUCUCUUUUUUCUUUCUUUUAUUUUUUCUCUUUUCAUUCUUUUUCUUUCAUUCUUUCUUUUUUCUCUUUUAUUUCUUCUCUUUUAUUUCUUCUUUUCUUUUCUUUCUUUCAUUUUUUCUUUCCUUUUUUCAUUCUUGCUUUCCUAUAUUUCCUUUGUUUCUUUUUCUCUUUCCUUUCU
Molecule: messenger RNA, 838 nt
Organism: Penaeus monodon (black tiger shrimp)
Lineage: Eukaryota; Metazoa; Arthropoda; Malacostraca; Decapoda; Penaeidae
Source: RefSeq, a predicted model, not a curated record